AUGGCAGACAACGAGCAGAAAGCUAUGCAACUUAUGCAGGAAGCUGAAAAGAAGUUGGGAUCUUCCAAAGGUUUCCUAUCGUCUUUGUUUGGAGGUUCUUCCAAAACUGAAGAAGCUGCAGAGUUAUUUGUCAGAGCUGCCAAUACAUUUAAAAUGGCCAAAAAUUGGGCUUCUGCUGGUCAGUGUUUUUGCAAGGCUGCUCAGCUUCAACUGACCUUACAGAGCAGGCAUGAAGCUGCUACCCAUUAUGUUGAUGCUGGAAAUGCUUUCAAGAAAGCUGAUCCAAACGAAUCCAUUAAUUGUUUGUUGAAAGCAGUUGAAAUCUACACAGACAUGGGGCGGUUUACCAUUGCAGCUAAGCAUCAUAUUACUGUUGCUGAGAUCUAUGAAAAUGAAUUAGCCGAUAUUGAGCAGGCAAUUUCUCAUUAUGAACGAGCUGCUGAUUACUACAAAGGUGAGGAGUCAAACAGUGCAGCCAACAAGUGUUUCCUCAAAGUUGCCCAGUAUUCAGCCCAAUUGGAACAAUACCAGAAAGCCAUUGACAUUUAUGAACAGGUGGCUUCCAACUGUAUGGAGAAUUCCCUCUUGAAGUACAGUGCAAAAGAUCACUUUUUCCGAGCAGCCCUUUGUCACAUGUGUAAUGACAUUGUCAAUGCCAAGUUAGUUAUUCCUAAAUAUGAGGAAAUGUUCCCAGCAUUUUCAGAUUCUAGAGAAUGCAACCUGCUAAAGGUGAGUUCCUUUCUCUCUUUUUCAUUUUCCUUUCUCUCUUUUUCAUUUUCCUUUCUCUCUUUUUCAUUCUCCUUUCUCUCUUUUUCAUUCUCCUUUCUCUCUUUUUCAUUCUCCUUUCUCUCUUUUUCAUUCUCCUUUUCUCUCUUUUCUCCUUUCUCUCUUUUUCAUUCUCCUUUCUCUCUUUUUCAUUCUCCUUUCUCUCUUUUUCAUUCUCCUUUCUCUCUUUUUCAUUCUCCUUUCUCUCUUUUUCAUUCUCCUUUCUCUCUUUUUCAUUCUCCUUUCUCUCUUUUUCAUUCUCCUUUCUCUCUUUUUCAUUCUCCUUUCUCUCUUUUUCAUUCUCCUUUCUCUCUUUUUCAUUCUCCUUUCCAUUCUCCUUUCUCUCUUUUCAUUCUCCUUCUCUUUUUCUUCUCCUUUCUCUCUUUUUUCAUUCUCCUUUCUCUCAUUCUUUUUCUCUCUUUUUCAUUCUCCUUUCUCUCUUUUUCAUUCUCCUUUCUCUCUUUUUCAUUCUCCUUUCUCUCUUUUUCAUUCUCCUUUCUCUCUUUUUCAUUCUCCUUUCUCUCUUUUUCAUUCUCCUUUCUCUACAAUUUUUAA
This is a messenger RNA of Acanthosepion pharaonis, 1320 nucleotides long. The record is from the annotation of a GenBank genome assembly. NCBI's taxonomy places the organism in Eukaryota, Metazoa, Mollusca, Cephalopoda, Sepiida, Sepiidae.